CAUACAUGCAGUACCUACCACUCCUUGCGUUGUGAAUGUGUGUUAUUUUGGUCUCGAAUACCUGCAUUUAACAAUUAAUGAAACGAUAAUUUAUUUAUUAAUUACAGAGCUUGUGAUAUACUAAUCUGGAACAGUAUGUGGUGCCCGUGAAGUGCUCGUUAAGAAUCUAACAGUGGGAUAGAAAUCUAUUGUUUAUGUUAUACGAUGCUCUGAAAAAAUGUCAGGAGGCAACUCAAAGAACAAGGCUCGCUCCAAAAAGCAGGAGGGAUGGGAGGAAGCUGGGGGUGAGUUCUAUCAGGAGCUGUACCCUGGGGGGGAGCAGGAGCUGUUUGAUAACCUACAGCGAGCUGAUGCUGCUAAACUGGCCACGCUGCUGCCCAGCAAGCAGGCUCGGAAUACUACUACCGUGAAACGAGCCCGUUCGCAGAAUGAACGCCGCCAGUCCACUUACGCGCGGACCACUCAGAGCCGAGACAUCCACUUGUCCAUGCUACCGGAUUUAUCAGAGAACCUAUCGAAUGAGGAACGAACAUGGGAGGAGAUCAUGCAGAUCAAGGCCAUGCCGGUACCGAUGAACCAGAAACGAGAGCUGAAAGCUAGGUUACAGAACGCCACAAAACUACGCCUUCAAGGCUUCGAGCAGCUGCAAUGGAGACAAAGAAAAGUCUGGCAUCGAUUCAGCAUACGGUUCUCAGAAAUAGUCGGCAAGCUGGAACUCUGGCAGUCCCCCAUGAGGGAGAUUGAAGGCAAGUUCGGGACCGGCGUAGUCUCCUACUUUCUCUUCCUAAGAUGGCUGCUAUUUCUAAAUCUAGCCAUAUCAGUAAUAAUAAUACUUUUCAUGAUCCUUCCAAAGACUUUAUUGAACGAAAUCAACUAUCGAUGUGAAGAUUUUGAAUCGAAUUCCACAAUAUGUUGUUCCAAUUAUUAUUUGACGAAGAAUUUGACUGACUCCAACGUUUUUUUCGAUGUCAUCCAAGGCACUGGGUGGAUGGAACGAACUAUACUCUUCUAUGGAGUCUACACAGAUCAAAUUUACUCAUAUUACAUAGCAAAUUUGUUCCAAAGUAAGCUUUAUUACAACAUGCCUAUGGCUUAUAUUCUUGUGGCUAUUUCGUGGGUUUUAUUAUCUUUAAUAGCCAUAGUAAAAACAGCGGCAAAAGGUUUCAAAGAACGCCUAGUUGAGAACGAAGGACAGUUUUAUAAAUAUUGCAAUUUAGUAUUUGGAGGUUGGGAUUUCUGUAUACAUAAUGAUAAGUCAGCUAAAAUCAAACAUAAAGGGAUAUAUAACGAAGUGAAAGGAUACUUAGAGGAAGAAAAGUUUAAUGAAGAAAGACAAUUAAGGACAAGGGAAUCUCAAAUAUUAAUAUAUUUCAAGCGUUUGUUAGUCAAUAUUUUAGUUUUCGCCAUACUCAUAGCUUCAGGAGUCCUUAUAUACUUCACUUUUAACUAUUCCACUGACAAACUAAACGAAGAAAUGUCUCAAAUAAGCGAGAAUCAGAAUGAAUUACAUAUAGAAAAUUUUAACCAAAGUCACACUGAAAAAUUCACUCUAAGGCUUUAUAAAGAAGGUGGAUUAUUCUUUGGCCAGUUAGAGAACACGUUGUUAGAAUUUUUACCCUUUAUAUGUAUAGUAGUAUUAAAUUUAAUAGUGCCAGAAAUAUUCAGUUAUUUAAUACAAUUCGAGUCUUACACUCCAGCUUAUGUGUUGAUCAUAACGUUACUGCGAACAGUUUUACUUAGACUCUCAUCUUUAGCUGUUCUUUUGAGCCAAAUGUAUACUUAUGUCAGAGAUAAUGGGUUUGUUUGUGCGUAUAAUAACAAUGAUUCGUCGAAAUUGGACUGUUGGGAGACAUACGUAGGCCAACAGCUAUACAAGUUGAUCCUAACUGAUUUCGCAGUACAAUUUGUGACGACUUUCUUCAUAAACUUGCCCAGAGCAUUCUUAGCGCGACACACGAACAGUAGAUGUUUCAAAAUGCUAGGCGAACAAGACUUUUAUUUGCCGAAACACGUCCUAGAUAUUGUCUACACGCAAACUAUAAUAUGGAUGGGUUCCUUCUUCUGUCCGUUCCUACCAAUAAUUGGGACGAUAUUCUAUUUCUUAAUAUUUUACAUCAAAAAAUUCACUUGUCUCACAAAUUGUACGCCUUCCCCUGUAGUUUAUAAGGCGUCGAAAUCCAAGUCUCUAUUCAUGUCUGUGUUGCUACUAGGUUUCAUAGUAUCCAUAGCCCCCGUGGCUUAUUCUGUGGCAGAAAUAUUCCCUUCAGUAAACUGCGGCCCGUUUAGAGGAUAUAACAAUGUAUGGGAAUUCGUUGUGCAGACUUUUGAAGGCUUUCCUUUUGUUAUAAGGGAGUUCAUAUUCAGAUUGGGAACGUCGGCAUUCGCUGUGCCAGCGUUUGCGGUCCUACUAUUCUUCCUAUACUAUUAUUGGGCGGUUGCAGCAGCCAACAGGCAUAUGGUGACAGUUUUAAAGAACCAACUUGUCCUAGAAGGCCACGAUAAACAGUUUCUCCUAAAUAGAUUAAGCGCUUUCAUAAGACAGCAUCAGAAACGAUGCGAGCGAAGGAACAGAGCCAGUUUCGCUGAUGAUGACUCCAUAAGACAAAGUUCCAGGUAAAAUAUUGAUUUACCAACUUUACGAUAACGAUAUCAAUUAAGGUUAAUGUUAUAUAUAAUUUCUAUUGGAUAAAGAAAUUUGGAUUAAACGUUGCAGCUCGCAGCAUACGGGGUUCUCAAAUUAAACUAGAUAACUGUCAGAACUAUUUUUGCACUGCGUAGAUGGCGCCACUGGCGAAUAUAGUCCUUUAAGUUCAUACAAUAGUUUUUUUUUUUUUUUUGAAAUAGAGAAUCAAUGAAAAAAUCCUCCCGAUCUCUUUAUUCAAUGGGAAUUUAUAAAUGUGUACUAAAUUAUGUAAAUAAAACAAUAUUUAUUCAUAUAACCUAAAAUAAUAUUAAUUAAAUAUAAAAAUAUUGGCUCAAAUGAUUGAAAGAAAUUAAUGUAAUUUAUUGGCAGUUUAAUAUGAAUUAUUAAGUAAGUUAUUGUUUGAUUAUGACCUCUGACUCUCUGUUUAAUUAUGUUGACAUAUACGUAUAAAUAUUUAAAUUUCAACAGUCUGUUAGUCAUUUCGGUUACAACUUGAAAACUGCUGGAUUCUACGCUCAAUAUGAAAUAUGUUGUAGGUUAGAUCUCCGUUAUAUAAUCCGUUACAAAAUAAAUUAUCUUUUAUCUUUUUAUCUCUUUUUAUAUAAAAUUAACAGAAAAAAUGAAAUAAACAAAUUCUUUUCGUGCAGUUUUUUGUGAUAUUUUUUCUACCAAGUACCAAAUCCGUGAUGCAAGCUUUUAGAAUUAAUUUGUAUAUAUAUUUUUUUGUAUUUGACCGUGUCUCGAAAAAUUUCUGAAAUCAAUAGAUCUUGUUAGUAUUAUUUAUUAAAUUCUAUAGAAGUGUAUUAGGCAUAUUGUUUUCAACUAGAUCAUGUUUUUAUAAAAAAAAAAUUGUCUCAUGCAAGCCAAAGGGAAUUAAUUUUGGUAAAUCCAGAAACGAAAUUUUAAUGGUAGAUUUUUUUGUUUGAUUUUUGAAAGUUAUUCUUUGCCAUUUUCUAAGUGCCAUUGCCUAUGGUAAACACUUUCUUACCCAAGUAACAAAUAACUUUGCAAAACUGUGACCGGUUCAAAAUUAUGACUUGUUAUUAAGGAGCAUCCAGAAAAUUUAAAAAAAACAUCUCACGUAAUUUAUGGGCCUUAUUAUUACAACCUUUACUCCCUUAUUACAAAACAAGAAUUAUCUUUAGUGUCUGUUUAAAACAUUGAGUCAGUAUUUUGAAUCCUAUUCUAACCAAACUUUAAUUGGGUAGUUUCCUAGGUCAAAAAUAAAUUAAUUCGACGUUUCAAUCCGCAAAAAUAUUGAAAAAUAACUAUAGGUACUUUUAUUCAUCGGUCGAUCGAUACAUUAAGUUUUAGAUAAUUUUUAGCUGUUUAUUAAAAAAUAAGUAAGCUAUUUGACGCGAAAAUACUAUGACGUCAUAACUCAAUUUUUCAUAGAAAAGUAGAGUUUUGACAUUUGGAUAAAAGUAUUCAAUUUGACUAGUUGGAAACUACCGUAUUUAAAAUACAAUAACUGUCUCAAUGGUAUAGACCUAGUCUUAAUUGUUUUGUAAUAAGUCCUAAAAAGCCAUUCUUUAUUCAUAUUAUUACAUUUUUAAGACACUUACAAAAUCUCUCUUUUUUAUACAAAAUUGAACCUUAUGUCGAACAAGACUGGUAUAAUGUUUUUCUUCAUUAAAAAUACUUGCUCAAAUGAGUCUGACAAGCGUAGGUAUCUUAUUUAGAAAAUUUUAUUAAAUUUUUACCUUCUACGCUCAUUGUAAUGCCAUUUUUUAUAUAUUUAUUGAAUAUUUUUAAAUUUAAUUC
Messenger RNA from Spodoptera exigua (beet armyworm), 4408 nucleotides. The record is from the annotation of a GenBank genome assembly. Lineage: Eukaryota; Metazoa; Arthropoda; Insecta; Lepidoptera; Noctuidae.